ACACUUCAAAAGUAUCUCACCCCUCUUCCACGUUCUUUGUUCGACUUGCCAUUUCUCCACCGACAAUCCUACCACUGUAUGGGACUCUCGCAUCGCGAUCAUGCAGCACAGCAAAGGACCCGAUUCUCCGGAGAUGGGGAGGACGGUCUCGCGCUCGCGCAGCACUAGCAUUUCCAGUGACUCCCAAAUUCCCCGAGCCCAUCUGCUCGCCCCGACGGAAGUUACACCAGCACCCACUUUCAUUGCCUCUUCCGCCGCAGCCCAAAUCAUCACCACGGAUCAAGAGUUUAACGCUGCCGACUUUGUCGCCGAUGAGGAUGGACCGGGCUCUAAUGCAAGUGCACUCGUGACUCGCGAGGCUUUGGCGACCCUCAAUCGAUUCCUCGACUAUCUUCUAUUCAAUAUCCUUGCUACGGCGAAAUCGACGCAAUUGGCCUGCAUUCGACCAGCGGUGGUGGAGGUUCUGAAGCCCCGUCUUGCCAAGGAAGUCGUUGAGGCAGCGGAUGACGAGUUGAGUGAAUUUAUGGGUGGCCCCGAAGACGAGCAGAUUGAGUUCCGCGGCGGCCAGACUCCUGGGGGUGAUUUUGACCUGAUUCAUUCCUGGAAACUGACUCGCCUGCGAUGCAUGGUCUACACACGGCUAGGCGAUAUGGAAGAAGACGAGGAGGAAGAACAUAUCGCAAGGGAAAGCUUAGCCGACGAAGACGGCGUUCCGCGGAGGCUGGCUAGUCAUGUGGGAAAUAUCACCCCCGCCGCAGCGAUCUUUUUGACUUCGAUCAUCGAGCAUUUGGGCGAACAAGCCUUGAUCAUCGCGGGUGAAAUAGCUCGGUCACGAUUGUCAACCAAACUCGAGCAGGAUUCGGAUGAAUCUACGGAGGCUGGUGUCAAUCGGGCAAGUAUGGAUCGGCUGGUUGUGGAGGAUCACGACAUGGAGAAAUUAGCAUUGAACCCGACCUUGGGUCGACUCUGGCGAACAUGGCGCAAACGCGUGCGCGGCUCCAACCCGUCGCGGGCAGUCUCAAGAGAAUCCAUGCGCCGCCGCCAUAGCGUCUUCACUACCACGGGCAGCAGGAAAAGCAACGUAUUUACCGCAGAUGACUUUUCCGUGCGUUCGGCAACCUCACCUCUGCCCCAAACACCAAAGGAUAUCGACCCAACAUUAAUCCCAUUGCCGCUUAACGACCAUGAUGUUCAGGAAAUCGAGGUCCCCGGAUAUCUGCCGGAGCUUGAGACUGGUGAGAUCCAGACCAUGCAGGCGGUAGUAGCUCACAAAGUUCGGCCCCACAGCCUUAUGGUGCUCACAUUACCUUCUCCGAGGUUGCCAUCGUCGAGUGUCAAUUCUCCCCUCACUCCUAAGUUACAGACCGUAAAAAUCACCCGUCAUGCUCGAUCAAGAUCAUUGCCUAAUGCGGGUUCUGAGGAAGAAACUCCCGAACCUGAGCAGUACCCAGAGCGACCGUCCCCGACUGCGUCCGAGGAGCGGCGGCGCUUGGAGACAAUGUACGAACAUGACGAGGAUGAUGAACGGGAUGGCAAUCAGGGAGAAAAGGCAGAGAAGAUACAAUUCGCGAAUCAAAUGAAUCAGGAGGCAGAAGCAAUGCAGGAGGCGACCACCACUGCUGUUGCUCACGAGGUAGCCACCCCGGUGUCUCCAACGUCCCCAAUCGAGACAGAACUUCUCGAGGGUCAAGGGGUGCGUCCUAGACCUAGAUUGGCUUCUGCACAGCGACCACGACCAAGAACGAUGCGAGAACCAUCGAUUCACGAAGAGGGGUCACCUCCUGUCACUCCUGUUGUGGAUGAACAAGCUGGGUCGACGGUUAGCGAGGACGCACCGCAGACGCAAGGGGCUGACUCCGCCUCGGUAGCGCCCGCCGUCGAUCUCGACGAGUUAUCAUGCGGGGAAUCUGUCGCCCCUCCUACCACUCGAUCUUCAACCGAUGACGGCAAUUCGUACAGGGCAUCCAGGCCCAUCUCAACGUCUGGGGAGAGUACCUUAUCUGACGUCUCGCGGAAAUUGCCCAGAUCUAGUCCUCUUUCAAACGGGGCUCACCACCGCUACGGGCGUUCCAGCCCUGGUAUCUCAUCUGUCAAAUCCGGCAUCGAACGUGCAGCGGUCCAAAGAUUAUCUGGGCGGCCAUCCACUUCGGUGGCGUCCUCGAGUUAUUCCAAACCACGCCGCUCGGACAGUUUUGGCAGCAGCCGUGAGAGGCGUCCUGUGACGUCCGGCUCAUCCGCUUCUAGCAAGCUGAAAGGCCUGAUUGUCCGCACCGGCGAUUCCAACUCCUUGCGCCUGCGCAACUCGUCUGAGAUAAGCAGAGUUUCAACCCGGGAGUCGGCUUUCGACGACACCACCGGCUUGGAUGAUUUGAUCCGUAGCGAAGAAACUCUACAUUUCACACUCACACCCAGAAACAUGCGAGAAAUGGAGUUGCCCGAUUCUCCCCGAUGGCGAGCCCAGCAGACCAUCCCGUCUGACUCUGAAACUGGGCGACCAAGGACCUCUCACGCUUCCUCUAAGAGUAUCAUGGAACUUGCCCCCAUGUCAAAGUGCAAAUCAUCAGAGCAACCAAAAUACACCCCGAUUGUGGUGCCUGAUGUUCUCCCACCGCAACCUCCCAUGGACCAAACUGUUGCAUCUCCAACUUCGAUCAUCUCAUCUGAAUCCGGCACCCCUACAAUCGCUGUUUUUGACAAAAGUGGCCCUGUCAAGCCAUCAAGUGUGCGUCGCGUUUCCGAUGCCACGGAUGUCUCACGAAAGUUCAAUAGACCCGGUAGUGCUUCAACCCGUACUAGCGGUUCACGUUUGCAAGCACGCCCUGCCGUGGCCUCCCAAGGGGACCAAACAUCUGACUUGAUUGAUUUUAUCCGUGAGGGACCGCCUACUGCAGGAGCUCACCGGAUUUCGCGUGCAGUGGCACCGUUCCGUGAUACUAUGGACUCGGACGAGCUGCAAGCUCUCGAAUCAGGACGUCCUAGUAUGCAAGGGUCACUGAAUGCGAACACUUUGACGUCUGUCGGCUCACGCACCGGCCUUCUGGAGACCGGAAACCGGGCAAGCACUCCGACCACAUAUAGCAAGGAGAUUUCCGAGGAUACUCGGCCCAAACGGAAACAGCGCCGGGUCCGAGACCCUUAUGCAAUUGACUCAGAUGAUGACGACCUUGACGAGCUUCUUGAAGCUCCGAAACCGAAGCGCGAGGAGGAAAGUCUGAUAGAUUUUCUGCGAAAUGUGCCGCCCCCUGCAGCUGCGAGUCCCCUGCAACCCCUGGCUACGAAUAUGGGUGCUCGGCGGGGCUCGUCCGCAGGCUUCGCCGGUGCUUCAUCUGUGAAGACCUUGCUAUCUCGGAACCAAGCUACCGAGAAAAACGUUCUGUCCAAACCGUCCAGAGGUGAUCUCCGCCAAGCGUCCGACAGUACUAUGACCGGGGCAAACAACAACUAUACCACCAGAACCAUGAGUAGUGGCUACGGUUUGCCAUCUGUCUCUCAAAGGCAGACUGAAACUAGUGCACUGGCCGACUUUCUCAGGAAUACCGGUCCUCCUGAACCUCCAGUGGUCAGGCCCACGCAAACCCCUCCUCCAACCAAGUCGAAGGAAUCGGGCUUCUCGCGCCUCUUCACACGUCGAAAGAAGAUCGAAGUUUAACCCCUCCCACUGUGACUUUUAGCUUUCCUUAAGAACAGCUGUUGUCUUCUGCAUGAUUGUUAUUUGUGCGGGCUCGAACACGACAUGCUAUUACUGGCAAA
Messenger RNA from Aspergillus saccharolyticus JOP 1030-1, 3750 nucleotides. RefSeq lists its product as uncharacterized. Lineage: Eukaryota; Fungi; Ascomycota; Eurotiomycetes; Eurotiales; Aspergillaceae. The record is from RefSeq and is a predicted model, not a curated record. The transcript is spliced from 2 exons. Bases 101 to 3649 code for a protein of 1182 amino acids.